CUUCGCUAUAAUCUGACGGACAUUUGGACCUGUUCGCGUCGACGUACCCGGUUCCAACUAGGAAGAGCGGCCAUGUCUGAUUUGAGAAGAAGUAUGGAGCUUGGAGAGCAUUGACAAUAGCGCCAUGCAGUAGAGGUUUUCGCUGAAGAGUGUAUAAAUACCGUGUUGUUCAAGCAGAAACAGACUUCUCUCACAAGCCCAUCAUCACUUCGACACAAUUUCGAACACAUCUAUCUGGUCUCUUCAUCAUGCAUUUCCUAUCAUUCAUCGCUGUCGCCGGAGUCCUCAGCAUCUCUGCAGUCUUAGCAGAACCCACACCACCUCAGUCACCAAAAGGUGUUGAUUGCAAAGCCGUAAACUUGGCACUUACAGUACUCAAGAAAUUGGGACCGCCGGCUACAUCUUUCUGUAGUCCGUACCCCAAAGUCUCUACCACCAAGACAAUGUCUAUAACAACAACUACAUCAGUGACUACCGUGACGACCUCCAUAUCGACCGUCACCGUCAUAAGCCCUGUUUGUGAAGCGCCGAAGCGCCGAAGCGCCGAAGCGCCGAAGCGCCGAAGCGCCGAAGCCCUGCUACAACUACAGCAUGUGCUGUGCCGGUAUGCACGACGAACGGUGGGCGCUGUGAUCUUACAGACCCGGGAGCAUGUUGCGGUCAGGCCUGCAUGAACGCGGUUCCUUUUCUUACCUAUUUCUCCUUCUUUUAGUCUCCGAAUGUGGUAUCACUUGAAAGUGCGUUGAUGUCAAAAUGAUAAACUUCUUUGAUGCUCAUUAACGAGCUAUAACGACAUCUAGGGUGCGUCUCUGCGAUUGCUUCAUGUCAUGUGAUUCCCGUCUACAAGACAUUCUGGCACUGUGUAUCUUGCUCUCUCAUUAAUGUGACAAAAAUUCCCAAUUUCCUUUUUCAACAG
This is a messenger RNA of Alternaria alternata, 916 nucleotides long. RefSeq lists its product as hypothetical. The transcript is spliced from 3 exons. Bases 249 to 674 code for a protein of 141 amino acids. Lineage: Eukaryota; Fungi; Ascomycota; Dothideomycetes; Pleosporales; Pleosporaceae. The record is from RefSeq and is a predicted model, not a curated record.